Tupaia belangeri chinensis (Chinese tree shrew) is the source of this 2940-nucleotide messenger RNA. It is a transcript of the gene GYS1, whose product is annotated as glycogen synthase 1. Gene Ontology annotation, molecular function: alpha-1,4-glucan glucosyltransferase (UDP-glucose donor) activity. The record is from RefSeq and is a predicted model, not a curated record. Gene Ontology annotation, biological process: glycogen biosynthetic process. Gene Ontology annotation, cellular component: cytoplasm. NCBI's taxonomy places the organism in Eukaryota, Metazoa, Chordata, Mammalia, Scandentia, Tupaiidae.
GCAGGGCGCUACAGGGCUCAGUGACGCUGCGGCCGCCUUCUGCCUAGGUCCGAGCGCUCCGGGGCCGGGGUGCGGUCGUGCAAUAGGAAGCCGUUGCCCGCUUCCCGUCAAGCACCAGCCACCCGGCCCUGCACCCUACUUGGUGCAUUCUCCAGACACCUCCGGGGUCCCCCACCUGAGUCCUCCGGAGCCCCCUUUCCGCGUCGGUCAUGCCUCUAAACCGCACUUUGUCUAUGUCCUCGCUGCCAGGACUGGAGGAGUGGGAGGAUGAGUUCGACCUGGAGAAUACUGUGCUCUUCGAGGUGGCCUGGGAGGUAGCCAACAAGGUGGGCGGCAUCUACACGGUGCUACAGACAAAGGCGAAGGUGACUGGGGACGAGUGGGGUGACAACUACUACCUGGUGGGACCAUACACGGAGCAGGGCGUGAGGACCCAGGUGGAACUGCUCGAGCCCCCCACCCCGGCCCUGAAGAGGACGCUGGACUCCAUGAACAGCAAGGGCUGCAAGGUGUAUUUCGGACGGUGGCUGAUCGAGGGGGGCCCCCUGGUGGUGCUGCUGGAUGUGGGAGCCUCGGCCUGGGCCCUGGAGCGCUGGAAGGGAGAGCUCUGGGAUACCUGCAAUAUCGGGGUGCCCUGGUACGACCGUGAGGCCAACGACGCCGUCCUCUUUGGCUUCCUCACCACCUGGUUCCUGGGUGAGUUCCUGGCCCAGAGCGAGGAGAAGCCACACGUGGUCGCGCACUUCCACGAGUGGCUGGCGGGCGUCGGGCUCUGCCUGUGCCGGGCGCGCCGACUGCCGGUGGCGACCAUCUUCACAACCCACGCCACGCUGCUGGGGCGCUACCUGUGUGCCGGUGCCGUGGACUUCUACAACAACCUGGAGAACUUCAACGUGGACAAGGAAGCGGGUGAGAGGCAGAUCUAUCACCGCUACUGCAUGGAGCGGGCCGCGGCCCACUGUGCCCACGUCUUCACCACAGUGUCGCAGAUCACCGCCAUCGAGGCUCAGCACCUGCUCAAGAGGAAGCCAGAUAUCGUGACGCCCAAUGGGCUGAAUGUGAAGAAGUUCUCUGCCAUGCACGAGUUCCAGAACCUCCAUGCUCAGAGCAAGGCCCGGAUCCAGGAGUUUGUGCGGGGCCAUUUUUAUGGGCAUCUGGACUUCAACCUGGACAAGACCCUGUACUUCUUCAUCGCGGGCCGCUAUGAGUUCUCCAACAAAGGUGCCGACGUCUUCCUGGAGGCCUUGGCCCGGCUCAACUAUCUGCUUAGAGUGAACGGCAGCGAGCAGACGGUGGUUGCCUUCUUCAUCAUGCCAGCUCGGACCAACAAUUUCAACGUGGAGACCCUCAAGGGCCAGGCCGUGCGCAAGCAGCUCUGGGACACAGCCAACACAGUGAAGGAGAAGUUCGGGAGGAAGCUGUACGAGUCCCUACUGGUGGGGAGCCUCCCGGACAUGAACAAGAUGCUGGACAAGGAGGACUUCACCAUGAUGAAGAGAGCCAUCUUUGCCACACAGCGGCAGUCCUUCCCUCCCGUGUGCACCCACAACAUGCUGGACGACUCCUCAGACCCCAUCCUGACCACCAUCCGCCGGAUCGGACUCUUCAACAGCAGUGCCGACAGGGUGAAGGUGAUUUUCCACCCGGAGUUCCUGUCCUCCACGAGCCCCCUGCUCCCAGUGGACUAUGAGGAGUUCGUCCGUGGCUGCCACCUCGGGGUCUUCCCCUCCUACUAUGAGCCUUGGGGCUACACUCCAGCUGAGUGCACCGUCAUGGGCAUCCCCAGCAUCUCCACCAACCUCUCUGGCUUCGGAUGCUUCAUGGAGGAACACAUCGCAGACCCCUCAGCUUACGGCAUCUACAUACUGGACCGGCGGUUCCGCAGCCUGGACGAUUCAUGCUCGCAGCUCACCUCCUUCCUCUAUAGCUUCUGCCAGCAGAGCCGGCGGCAGCGGAUCAUCCAGAGGAACCGCACGGAGCGCCUCUCUGACCUUCUGGACUGGAAAUACCUAGGUCGGUACUAUAUGUCGGCGCGCCACAUGGCACUGGCCAAGGCCUUUCCAGAUUACUUCACCUAUGAGCCCCACGAGUCUGAUGCGGCCCAGGGCUACCGCUACCCACGGCCAGCCUCAGUACCACCAUCGCCCUCGCUGUCCCGACCCCCGGGAUGGGCUGCCUGAUGAAGAGCGUUAUGAUGAGGAUGAGGAGGCCGCCAAGGACCGGCGCAACAUCCGCGCCCCUGAGUGGCCGCGCCGAGCCUCCUAUGCCUCUUCGACCGCUGGAAGCAAGCGCAACUCGGUGGACACAGCGCCUUCCAGCUCGCUCAGCACCCCCAGUGAGCCCCUCAGCCCUGCCAGCUCCCUGGGCGAGGAGCGCAACUAAUUCCCCCACCCAAUCCUCCCUGCCUGUCCCGCCUCCCUCCUCCAGAGGGUGGGUGGGGAAAAGCGCUGCUCCCAAACCCUACCUGGGUCCGGAGAGCGAUCCACGAUCCACGCACUGUGUGGCUCACAACCUAGCCCCCUCUGUACACUCCGGCCCCUCUGACUCCGCCUCGGAGUCUGCACACUCCAGACUCCACAUCGCUGUGCCUUUCUUGGGUUCCAGAAGGCAGAAUCUGCCCUGGAGUCCCUCAGGCCUGGGCUGGGUCCCAAAGGCCAAGAAUCUGCUGUUCCUCCGUGGAGGUUUUAGGAAAUUUGGCCUGUUGCUUUCGAGGCUGGGGCUCCCAGAGCCCUUUGCAGCUUGCGGAUUCAGCAGCACACUAAGCAGGCCACCUCCAGGCCGGCUCUGGGGCCACCAAGUGCUGGAAACAACAUGGUAUCCUUGCCAAUGGGACAAUGAAGCCGUCGGGCACUUUCAGGGUUAGGAUAACAAAAUGCAGGUGGUCCUCCAUUUCAACUCCAGACGGGCUACAGAACAGACUCCUGGUCUAGCCCUCCCUGG